Messenger RNA from Leucoraja erinaceus (little skate), 2445 nucleotides. It is a transcript of the gene gdpd5b, whose product is annotated as glycerophosphodiester phosphodiesterase domain containing 5b. NCBI's taxonomy places the organism in Eukaryota, Metazoa, Chordata, Chondrichthyes, Rajiformes, Rajidae. The record is from RefSeq and is a predicted model, not a curated record. Gene Ontology annotation, molecular function: glycerophosphodiester phosphodiesterase activity. Gene Ontology annotation, cellular component: plasma membrane. The transcript is spliced from 17 exons. Gene Ontology annotation, biological process: lipid metabolic process; positive regulation of neuron differentiation. The coding region runs from base 639 to 2399 and encodes 586 amino acids.
GGAGAGAGAGAGGGGUAGAGGGUGUAACUAACACAGAGGGAGAGAUAGAGAGAGGGAGGGAGGGUGUAACUAACACAGAGGGAGAGAUAGAGAGAGGGAGGGAGGGUGUAACUAACACAGAGGGAGAGAUAGAGAGAGGGAAGGUGUAACUAACACAGAGGGAGAGAUAGAGGGUGUAACUAACGUGGGGAGAGCAGCAGCUUAAUUUCUCCGGGGGUGAAAAACAAAACCAAGCGUGGAAACGGUUCAUUCAUUUAAUGUUCGCUCUGAGCACAAUAGUUCGCCUUGUGUGUGUGUAUGUUUUAAGCUCUUUAUUGCAACAACAGCCCCCUGCUAGCACUGGGGCAGCUUAGAGAGAGAGAGGCACACACACACACACACAGAUACACAGUCGUUCCUUUAACCUUGCAUUCGCCUGUAAGACCAUCGGAACGAGAAUUCCCUCUCUCUCCCCACACAUACACACAUCCUCUCUCCCCUUCUGACUUCCUCAAAGAGAGAGGGAGCGAGAGAGAGCAUUCGGAUGUGGAGCCGAGACGUGGGAGCGCUGAACUGAACCCACGGGGUACGGGGAACACACGGUGCAGAGUGGUCUGAUGGGUUGUUGAGGUCACCGCCCUCACAGGGAUCGAGGGAGCAUGAUCAAACACCAGCCACUUCAGUACUACGAGCCACAGCUCUGCCUGUCCUUUCUCACCGGGAUCUACGGGUGCCGUUGGAAGCGAUACCAGCGUUCCCAUGACAGCACCACCAAGUGGGAGCAGCUGUGGUUCCUCAUCCUCUCCGUCACGUUCUUCCUCUCGGUGACGUGGUUCUACUUCUGGUGGGAGGUCCACAAUGAUUACAAUGAGUUCAACUGGUACAUGUACAAGAGGAAAGGAUACUGGAGCGACUGGUCGGUUCCAGUUUUGGCGCUGGCUGGAGCAGGGUUUACGUACGUCACGUUUUUACAGAUUUUAGCACUAUGUCACAUAACUGUGGGACAACAGAUGAACCUGUACUGGAUGCACAAGGUUGCACUGAUGAUGGUCUUGAUCACCCUGCUCAUUGCCAUGGCUUCUGUCAACCAGAUGUGGAAGGAGGAAUGGGACAUCAUCCUCAUCUCGUUUCAAGCCACCGCGCCGUUUUUGCACAUUGGCGCCGUUGCUGUGGUUACACUGCUGGCAUGGCUGGUCGCCGGGCAGUUUGCCCGGUCUGAGAGAAUCGUUUUCCAGGCACUGUUCCUCAUCCUGUACAUGGGGGUGCUACUGGCUCUCUACCUCCUCCCGCUGGUCAUCUACUCUCCCUGCAUCAUGAACAGGGAGGAUCUCGGCCCAAGACCGAACAUCAUCGGGAACCGAGGAGCCCCCAUGCUCGCCCCAGAGAACACGCUGAUGUCCUUCCAGAGGGCGGUGGAGGAGCGCGCCGACGGCUUCUUUGUCAACGUGACCAUCAGUUACGACGGGGUUGCGUUUGUCAUGCACGACACCACGCUGCGGAGGACCACCAACGUGGAGGAGGUCUUCCGCGACCGAGCCUUGGACAACGCCGCCAACUUCAACUGGACAGACCUGAAGGAGCUCAACGCUGGCCGCUGGUUCUAUCAGGAAGAUCCGUUCUGGACGGUGAGGGAGUUGUCGGGGAAGGAGAUGGAGGAGGCCCUGAACCAGUCGCUGUGCCGGCUGGCGGACGUGCUGCAGCUGGCGGUGCGGCGGAACCUGUCGGUCAUGGUGGACCUGUGUCGCCCGCCUGCCGGGCACCCCUACCGCUCCACCUGGCUCAACGUCACCCUGGAUGCCAUCUUCCACUCGGGCAUCCCCCACCAGCUGGUGAAGUGGCUGCCGGGAGCGGAGAGGUGGCUGGUUCGACACAUCGCCCCGAGUUUCCAGCAGGUUUCCUCGCUCAAGCUCAACGCCACGGAACUGCGCAGCCAAGGGUUUGCCGGGCUCAACCUACGCUAUAACAGGAUUAACGCCGAUCAGAUGCGGGACUACGCAUCGAGGAACAUCAGCACCAAUGUGUACCUGGUGAACGAGCCCUGGCUGCUGUCUGUGCUGUGGUGUGCGGGCGUCCAGUCUGUCACCUCCGAUGCCUGUCAGCUCCUUAGCAAAGUACAGUCUCCCAACUGGAUGAUGCAACCGGAUGAGUAUCUAACGCUCUGGGUUGCGUCAGACAUCAUAUCCGUCACCAUCGUGGUGGGUAUCUUCAUCCUGCAAAAUUAUCACUUGAUCAGGUAUCGCCUGGGCAGCAUGCGGUCCUACAACCCGGAGCAGAUCAUGCUGAGUGCGGCAGUCCGCAGGUCCAGCAGGGAUGUCAACAUCAUGAAGGAGAAGCUGAUCUUCUCAGAGAUCAACAAUGGUCUGGCCGGUUCGGACGACGGCUCGCUCUGCUCCGAGAGCGCGGUUUUGACAGCUACAUGAACGAUGGUGUCGGGGGCUUGGGCUCCCGAGGACGGAAGAAUUGAAU